Helicoverpa zea (corn earworm) is the source of this 2580-nucleotide messenger RNA. RefSeq names its product nose resistant to fluoxetine protein 6-like. Lineage: Eukaryota; Metazoa; Arthropoda; Insecta; Lepidoptera; Noctuidae. Bases 42 to 1964 code for a protein of 640 amino acids. Gene Ontology annotation, molecular function: acyltransferase activity, transferring groups other than amino-acyl groups. The record is from RefSeq and is a predicted model, not a curated record. The transcript has 13 exons.
GAGGCUGCGCACGCGACGCUCGUGUCUUAGCGAAGUGCAGCAUGUGGUGUGUGUGGUUCCUAGCUUGCGUGAGCUCGGCGCUCGCCAGCGUCGUUGAUAUCAAUGACACGGUGUUCGCGACGCUGCCACCCCUGUACGGGCUGGACGAGUGGUCGCAGUGCCAGCGUGAUGGUGACGUGUACUGCAUCGUGGACGCCGCGCUCUACUCCCCACGACCCUCGCCUGCCAUGAUGCUGCUGCAGGACUACUCAGCGCAGAAACUGAAGCACUACAACAGGACACUCAUCCACCGAGGAGUGUGCGUCUCUCGCUGUGGACAGCAGAACCAGACGUCCGGGUGGCAGGACGCGGCGCAAGCCUGUGUCAACAGCAGCGUCCAGCAGUAUGGACUGGAGGCUAUAGUGGAAUCAGUAGGAUACUGCAGCGUCGCCGGCGCCGGCGCAGGCGGGCUGGGCCCGGCGCGGUCGCUGGGCGUGCUGGCCACGAUCCUGGCGGCGCUGGCGUGUCUGGCCACCGCCGUGCACGUGCUCGGCGACCGCUGCGCUAAGGCUCACUGCAACAGGUAUUUGCUGGCGUUCUCCCUGAAGCGUAACUUUGAUAUCCUCACGUACGACCGCAGCAAGCCCCGCACGGACGACCGCAUGAAAGACGUCGCAUGCAUCGAAGGCAUCAGGUUCCUAGGAAUGCAGUGCGUGAUAUUCUCUCACGUGAUGCUGAUGUAUAUCUACUCAUACAUUGACAACCCGCAAUUCGUUGAAAGGAUGUAUGACAACUUCACAUGGCAGACAGUGCUGAACUCGCCGCUGUGGCUGCAGGCGUUCUUCGCGAUGUCGGGCUUCCUCACCGCCUACGCCACGCUCAUCUCCUCGCCCACCAAGCCCAUCACCUUCUACAAGUGCUUGAUGUCUAUUCUUAAUCGGUGGAUCAGACUGACCCCGCUGGCAGUGUUCGCGCUCUGGUUUACAGUGGCCUGGUUCCCCCUGCUCGGGGCAGGUCCGCAGUGGGGCUGGCUGGUGACGCGCGAGGCGCAGGACUGCUCGGAGCGCUGGUGGUACCACGCGCUCUACGUGCACAACCACCUGCCUACUGGCAAGUUCUGUAUGGGACAUACUUGGUACUUAGCAGCAGACAUGCAGCUCCACAUCAUCGGCAUCUUCCUCCUGCUGGUCCUGAUGCGGUACCGCCGCGCCACAGUGCCGGUGCUGCUGCUGCUGGUGGUCGGCUCCUCAGUGACAGCCGGACUGGUGGUCUACUUUAACGACUUGACGCCUAUCGUCACUGCACAGACGCCUGAAGUCCUGCGCACCAUGUUCGCUGGCUCCAAAAUCCUGACGCUCCUGUACCUGCCGUGCUGGAUGAACCUGCCGGGCUACGUGGGCGGCAUCGCCACCGCCUUCAUACUCUACCACAACAAUGUCAAGGGGGAUAUCAAGCUUAAGGAUAGCAAGUGGUUUAACAUCUUGUUCCACUCGUCCCUCCUCCUGGGCAGCUGCGUUCUCCUCUGUGGCACGGUGUUCCUGUCGGACAGCUCCCCGUCCGCGUGGGCCAGCGCGGUGUACGCGGCGCUGGACAGGCCGCUGGUGGCGGUGUUCUUCUCUGUCUUCAUGCUCGGCUGCUUCUCUAGGUGUCAUUCUCUACUCCGCGACGCACUAGAAUGGCGCGGGUUCCACAUCCUGGGCCGGUUAUCAUACUGCGUGUUCCUGGUGCACUUCAUCGUGCUGCGCCUCACGCUUGCAGCUAACACACAGCUCGGACAUGCCACGCCUCUUAAUAUGAUAUCCCUCCUAAUAACAUCAUCAGUACUCAGCUACGUAGUAUCAGUACCGCUGUGCCUACUGGUGGAGCUACCUCUCAUACAACUAUGGAAGGCAGCCACGGACCCCGACGGACCUGAGCGAAGACCCUCCAUAGACCCCACUGACAAACGAGUGGAAAUUGGCAGUAACACCAGGAAUGAGGCUUGAUGAUGAUGAAGAAAAUGAUGAGAGUGAAGAAGAAAAGGUGGCUGAUGAUGUAACUAAGGUGUGUAUGGUGAUGACAGCUAAAGUUGAUCGAGUACCUGAAGUGCUUAGUAUACUUAUAGAAACUAAAGUCUUUUGUAUAUAUUAGUGUAAAAAAGUUUUUUACUUAUAGAUAUUACUGUAGAUAAAAUAGUAGCUAGUUUUGUACUUUGUACCAUUGUAAAUAUUAUUGUUAAGAAUGAUAAAGUUUUUGUAAAGAUUGACACAGAAUAAUAAUGCAAAUGAGAUUAAGUUGUUACGUUCUAAUCAUGUGUUACUCAAUAUUCUAAUUCGUGGGUUACUCAAUAUGUACUCCUAUGUAUAUUGUUAAAUAAACAAACAACAGUAAUGAUACUGAUAAGAAUAAAUGAACAUGAACUGAUAAGAAUAUGGAUAAAUGCACAGACACAAAUAAACUGUGAUGUGAGGUCCGGGACAAGAAGCUUUGCUAGAUAAUCAAAAAUAAGAUUCAAAUACUUAGAAUAGAACGGAUGUAAAGGAAUCGUUAGAUCUUAAAUGUUUUUAUAUUAAAAAUGUUUAUUUUGUAUAAGGAACUCAAUAAAGAAACUAUAUUUUUUUA